Messenger RNA from Striga asiatica, 315 nucleotides. NCBI's taxonomy places the organism in Eukaryota, Viridiplantae, Streptophyta, Magnoliopsida, Lamiales, Orobanchaceae. The record is from the annotation of a GenBank genome assembly.
AUGCUCCGUCUCCUUCUCAAAAUCUUCGCUAGCCACCGACGAGCCGCCGGACUCUUCUUAGCAACACGAAGACCCCACCGGUUGCCACAUUCUCGCGAGUUUACUUUCGAUUUUGUGUUCAUCAAAUUAAGUUUUGAUUUUGUAUUCAUCGAUUUUGGCUGGUACCUUGCUGUGCUUGCUGGAAUUAUCCGAGCUCAUCGGGGUCGAAAGCGAAGGGUGGCAUUGAUUGGAGCAGUAAUCGGAGUGUUGGAGGCGGCGUACAGAGGUGCAGCUACGGUGGUCCGACGGCAGUGCAGCGGCGGUUCCGAUGGCUGA